CCACUUUUCACGACCAACUGACUUACCAACACACAUACACGACAUGCACGGGUGGAAACCAGCGUCACGAACGAUCGCUCGAUCAUUAACCUCGCUUCGUGGUGGAAACUACCAUGUCUCCGGCCUUGCCUCACACAAGGGCGUGAAAUCAGCAUACACAGCAUAUACUGGUCACGCAGUUAUGGCAACGCGCUCUAUUUCGUGGAAAGGCUUGUUCUCACCGUCGUCGAGAAACAAUGCACAACAAUCCACUGCCACCGAUUUAACUGACAGCACCAAAGUCAAGCUCGCACCUGACAAUUUGUUUCAUAAACUGAGCCAUUCGCCACUCCCAGAACUUCGCGAUCGUGCAGCCAUAAUUAACAAAUACGGUGUAUGUGCCGUCUGUGACACUCAUGAAGACCACGACCAUAAACGAACACCCGUCUAUGAAUGCCCUGACUGUGGUUAUCCAACACAUUGUAGCGAGGAGCACUAUCAUGAAGGAAAACAGGCACAUCAAGAGAUAUGUCAUAUUUUGCGAGAGCAAAACGAGGAUGAUCACGAUCUUCGUUCGGGUAGACCAAUGACCGAGUUUGAAUUCCCAAGUUCACAGGGAUUUGAUGAAGCGGUGAACAUGGCAAACUGGGAUGUGUUCUUCUAUACCCGCAGCUUUCCCUCCAUGGACUCGGACCGGUCAAUGCGACAUGUAUCGAAGCUCUUAACAUAUCCGAUCACGGUCGCAUCUAUUCUCCAUGAAUCGUGUCCAUACAAGCUUGGAAAGGAGGUUACACCGGAAGGCAUGCGCUCCAUCUCUGCACUACGAACGGUUCUCUAUCCACGAAAUGAGGUUGCAAAAGAUGGCGCGACACUAAUCCGCUCCGAAACGAUUAAUUUAUAUGUGGUCGGUGCUCGUGCCGAAGCAUCAUUACCGCAAUACAUCUGGCUGCAGCUUGCGUAUCUUUUCCCCCACACGCCCUUCCACAUUCACUUUGUUGGACCCGAUACAUUACCGCCUGGCAAAGAGCCUCACACGACGUCAUUAAAUGAACGUCUGGUGUUCACCUACGACAAUAGACUCUACCAUGACUACCACGAAACAAUCGACAAGUUUGACCCUUACACCGACCUCUUUUUCCUGUUCUCUCCCGGCAUCGGCCAUGCUGCCGCACGCGAAGGUUGGAAGACAUCGAUUGAAAAGGCGCUGGAGACCAAAUGUCCGAUCUUUAUUACCGGUUACGACAAGGCCGAUGUUGCCAAUGACGUUGAGGCAGUUGAACAAGAUUACCAGGGCGAAUUUGACUGGGUUCUCAAGCCAACAGAAAACCACUUUGGCAGUCUCAAGCGCGAUGUGAACCUUACGGACAUCCGCCAGACCAUCAAUGCCAACUGGGGUAUCUGGGGUAUUCGUGGCAAACGAUACGAUGUGACCCACCAGCCCGAGGAUGACGACGAAUAGAUCUCUGCCAUAUAAAAUGUAUUAUACAUGAAGAAAACAAAACGGAGGAUAACCUUCAAAGUGAAGGAAAAAAUCAGUCUUUGGGGUCGUAUUUUAGCGAAUCAAAAUUAGUAAUUAGCCAAUGGAGUACCUGAAUUUAUCUAAUUACACCAGCUUGCUGGGCUGGUUUGUGUGUUGUACAAUAAAGCGCCAUCUCUUUUUAUGU
Zychaea mexicana is the source of this 1643-nucleotide messenger RNA. RefSeq lists its product as uncharacterized. Lineage: Eukaryota; Fungi; Mucoromycota; Mucoromycetes; Mucorales; Lichtheimiaceae. Bases 44 to 1438 code for a protein of 464 amino acids. Gene Ontology annotation, cellular component: extrinsic component of mitochondrial inner membrane. The record is from RefSeq and is a predicted model, not a curated record. The transcript is spliced from 3 exons.